Molecule: messenger RNA, 1635 nt
Organism: Dothidotthia symphoricarpi CBS 119687
Lineage: Eukaryota; Fungi; Ascomycota; Dothideomycetes; Pleosporales; Dothidotthiaceae
Product: PAF-acetylhydrolase family member
Exons: 2
Coding region: 23-1519 (498 amino acids)
Molecular function (GO): 1-alkyl-2-acetylglycerophosphocholine esterase activity
Source: RefSeq, a predicted model, not a curated record
CACGCAUUCUUGCUCAAACAACAUGGCCUUCAGUCUGCCCAGUUUUACCUGGCGGCGCGUUUUGGUCUUCGGAUCAACGACCCUAGUCUUCUUUUUCUUCGUCUUCACUCUAACACCAAUCACCUCACCUCUACCACCAUACACGGGACCACAUGAGGUUGGCAUUCUAGACAUCGAGACAGAAGUCCAGAGAAAGGUCAUUCAUGGGGCCAUAUUGAAAGAGUCAGGGGAGAAGGCAUUCGAAUUGGAGACAUUGGCGAUCACACUGUACUACCCUUCUUCUCUGCCUGCUGCGUCGCCGAAUGCUCGGCCAUGGGCCCGUCCGUGGCUACCUCAGCCCGUGUCUCUUAUCGGCGCGGGAUAUGCAAGAAUCGCGUCUGUCCCAGCCCUGCAUCGUGUUUUCACUUUCGCACUCUGGGCACUGGGCUCCAGUACUGUCAUCCCUGGCGUCGUGGAUGCACCAAUCCUCUCCGGAGCCGAAAAGGUUCUGGUAGAGGAGAGCGCUGGUGCCGGUGGCUUGGGCAAGAUCAUGAGCGCAGCAGCACAAGAUCACCAGGAAUUGAAGCGCGACGAGGAUUUUGGAUUGCUACCUUGUGUUGUCUUCACGCAUGGGAUGGCGGGGAUGAGCCAGUCAUAUUCGCAUUAUUUGGGCAGCAUCGCAAGCCAUGGGUACGUGGUUGCUGCGGUCGAGCACCGAGAUGGGAGUGGACCGGGAAGUAUAAUUCACUACCCCGAUGGGAAGGAGAAGAAGGUCUGGCAUAUGACUUUAAAGGCACUCGAGUCCAACCCACCGAUGACAGACGCCGACUUGAAAGCUGUCCAACUUGAGUUCCGCGAACAGGAGAUCGUGGAGACAAUCAAGUUGUUCCAGCAGCUCAACGCCGGUGAUGCGCCAUUGGUCAAUCUCAAGCCAGACUCGCCUCGCGAAUCGCUGCCUGGGUUCAAGCAUCGUUUGAACAUGUCCGCUGUUACAGUCGCCGGCCACUCGUAUGGUGCAACUGGAGUUCUGCAAGCUCUGAAAUCCGCUGGAACCAAAGCAAUGCCAAUCAACGGUGGUAUCGCGUUGGAUCCAGGGAAGGGCUCCGGUCCGCUAAACGAGAACAUUGACGUCCCAUUGCUGGUGUUUCACAGCGGGCAAUGGACUGAGAAACAGGUCCAGUUUUACGGACAGGGCUGGCAUUUCGACGUCGUGCGGAAGAUCGUCGAGAACGUCAAGGAAGGGUGGUUCAUGACAUUGACUGGAUCCGCGCAUCCUUCCUGCACCGAUGCCCCUCUGAUUGUACCCUGGAUUAUGAAGCUGGUCACUGGAACUACAUUAGACUCCAAAACUGCGCUCCGAGAGUACAUCGAUGCGUCCGUUCGUUUCCUCGAAUACCUGAAGACAGGAGAGAAGAAAGGUGUCUUGGAAAGUGAGGUGACUAGUGUAGCAGGGCCCCUGGGCGACGCUGACAAGCGCGGCAAAGUUAAGGGUCCCUAUGGUGCUGAUUGGGAGGUCCAUGUAGUGCCAAAGAUGGCGUAAUUAGAAGGAGAAACUUAGAAUGGGGGCUGGUAAUACAUUAAUAGCAUUUUCAACACUCUUCCGCCUUUUUCCUGUUCUCGAAUGUUCUGCAUGGUUUUGAAGUAGUAGACUUGGAC